AAGAAGAAGAAGAAGAAGAAGAAGAAAUAUGCCGCUGGCUGAUGUAAACAAAGAGGUUUAACAGUUUGCACAAUGAUCCGCUGGAAACAUGAAGCCUGAUGUGGAGAUGAAGAUGAAGAUGAAGAUGAAAGAACCUGAGGACCAUUUAACAGUAGAGACAAAGUGAAGGAUUCAGAUUCACUUCUAGCCGGUUGCAGCUCCAGUCAGAUCCAGCUGAUCCAAUCCGACCUGGCCUGGUCCAGGUGGUGAUGGCGGGCCGAGGUCGUGGGCGGGGCCGGAGGAUGAUGAGUUUCAGUGUGGAGUCAGUCGGCAUCAACCGAGGAGACACUUUACCUCCAUCCAUCCAGCAGCCUACACCUCUGUUUCCUGUGAUGGAACAGAAGCCCCUCCCUCUGACAGGUGGGGAGGAGGUGGAGUAUCUGUUAGCUCUCAAACAGGAGUUCAGAGGAGCCAUGAAGAGUCUACCCUGCUUCAUCCAACCAGCUGCUGCACACAGAGAUGUGGAGCGAUACUCUGAUAAAUAUCACAUCAGCGAGCAGACAGAUGGACAGACAGACUGGACUCCAGACUGGAAGAGGUUCCCUAAAGAACUCAGAGUCCACGUCAAGAAACCUGCCAGAGACCGUGUAUCUGCAGCCGUCUGUCACUCUGAUAGAGUUCAGUCUGGUCAGAAGAAGAAAAGAGUCAAGGCGAAAGAGGAAGUGCUUCUCAAAUUGGAGACUCUGGAGAAGAAGGAGGAGCGGGGGAGCUCAGGAGAGGAGGAGGAGGAGGAGGGAGAAGAGAAGAAGAAGAAGCAGGAGGAAGAGGAGGUUGAGGGAGAGGAGGAGUACGAUGAAGAGGAGUUUGAGGAGGAGACGGAUUACGUCAUGUCCUACUUUGAUAACGGAGAGGAGUUCGGAGGCGACAGUGACGACAACAUGGACGAGGCUAUUUACUGAAGCACCAGCACUGAACACACACACGUCCGCUCUCAUCAGCACUGUAGCACUUUUCCGGGUGAUCAGGUGGGGGUCGGCGUGUUCGUCUGUGCUGUUUUAAAAGAGAGCGAGCGUGGGAACUGUUCCCAGGAGGCGUGAAGACGUCCGACCUCCUGCUGUGUCUUUGAAACGUUUUUAACAUUUUUAACAUCAGUUUUGUGGAAAGAAGUGAACUCUGACUUUCUGUCGCAGCUGCUGAAUAAUAACCUGCAGCUACACGAGUUCAACGUGUUCGUCUUAUAAAACAGGAAGUGAGUUUAGACCGCACACAAACUGACGUUUUGUUCAGAUGAUCAGCUCUCAGAUCUUUUAGUGAAAUUCAUCAUAUAAAACUCAACAUAUUGUCGGUUCAGCUGCUUUUUUUCUAUAUCUGAGAAUCGUUUUUACUGAAUGUUCAGAAAUGACUGAACUUUAAUAAACUGUAUUAUCCAGUUAAUUAGAUCCAAUGUGUUAGAUUAAAUGUGUCCAGACUCUGAUUUAAAACUGAUUUCUGACGUUGUCUACAGCAACAAUCAAAAACCAACCAUAGAGUUCAAUAAUGAAAAGAAUUGUUCUUAAUAAACUAUGUGCAGCAGUAUGUUGUGGACAAACAGGAAAGUCUUACACAACCCAGAACAACCUGAAGCCACCUGCACAGCUCCACCUGCACAGCUCCACCUGCACACCUCCACCUGCACACCUCCACCUGCACACCUCCACC
This is a messenger RNA of Chelmon rostratus (copperband butterflyfish), 1677 nucleotides long. It is a transcript of the gene polr3glb, whose product is annotated as RNA polymerase III subunit GL b. Gene Ontology annotation, biological process: transcription by RNA polymerase III. The transcript has 8 exons. NCBI's taxonomy places the organism in Eukaryota, Metazoa, Chordata, Actinopteri, Chaetodontiformes, Chaetodontidae. Bases 249 to 938 code for a protein of 229 amino acids. Gene Ontology annotation, cellular component: RNA polymerase III complex. The record is from RefSeq and is a predicted model, not a curated record.